Argiope bruennichi is the source of this 886-nucleotide messenger RNA. RefSeq lists its product as uncharacterized. Lineage: Eukaryota; Metazoa; Arthropoda; Arachnida; Araneae; Araneidae. The transcript is spliced from 6 exons. Bases 23 to 805 code for a protein of 260 amino acids. The record is from RefSeq and is a predicted model, not a curated record.
AACUUCACUAGACACGGGAAACAUGAAGACAUCCAUUCUUUUAGUAUUGCUAUUUGAAAUGUUUUCUUCAGUUGCAGAAGUUUAUGAAGAUGUUCCUGUUGAGGAUGAAAAUUCAUCUUACUGGAAAAAUGAUUAUGAACUAUGGGAUAACAGUACUGCAGUUCACGAGGAACAAGAUUUGUGGGAAAAUGAUAUUCAGUCUAAUCUGACUUCGUGGAAAGUAUCUCAUGAAGAUGAGAUUUUCUACGAUAUCUACAAUAGACAACCUGAAGAAGAGGAGGAAGAAAUCGAUGAAGAUGGUGUCGAAUUAUCGGAUGAUUGGCUGGUUUUAGAUUUCGAGGAACCUAAUGAAAAUGAUAGAAUGAUGGUAAAACAUACUGAAAUCUCCAUUGAUCAUGUACAGAUUGACAAUUCAAUAUCUGAUGAGGAAAAAAGUAUUGAUGUUCUGGAUUGUGAAGAUGAGACUCCAAAAUCAAUAAAAAGGAAAAUUUCGAACCCAAAGCCAAGAGAUGAAGAAUUUUACUUCAAGCAUAAGAAAUAUAGUAAAAAAACACAUAAAGGAAAACCUUCUCAUCAGAAAAAAAGUAAUUGGAAGAAAAAUUGUUGCAUUCGUGGGAAAAAAGUGGGAAAUACGAGGAGAACAUUUUUAGCAAAAGACCUCUUCCAAGAAUGCCAGGAAAGAACAAGAAAUCUGUCUUCUAGGAUGUCUAGACCCUGUAGAUGGAUUUUCUUGAGCUGUUGCGAAGCCAGAGCCUUAAGGAGGUAUUACAUUCAUCAUAAACCUAAGGAAUCUAAUAUAUGUUAAUGAUGAAGCUUAAAAUGUCCAAAACUACAACUGAAGAGAUACAGAAGACAUGCUCCAUUUGUUUGUUAUCAAUAAUUUUGC